Molecule: messenger RNA, 1613 nt
Organism: [Torrubiella] hemipterigena
Lineage: Eukaryota; Fungi; Ascomycota; Sordariomycetes; Hypocreales; Clavicipitaceae
Source: the annotation of a GenBank genome assembly
AAAGCUUCCCUAACCUCGCAUCUGCUUCGUAGUCUUGCGUCCUAUUGUUCUGAAAACAGCCAGGCUGGUUCAAGACAACUGUUAUUCAUCUCUUCCAUUAAUAUACCCUUUUCUUCCAACUGUUGUCAAUUGUCACAAUGCUUUCCGCUACUCUCCGCUCUGUCGCCAGACAGGCUCCCCUCAGGGUUGCUGUUGGCCGUGCCGCUGCUUCCACCUGGGCCGGUGUUCCCCAAGGACCUCCUAAGAUUAACCUCGGUACGCUACGAAACAUGCCACGAUGCGCCGUACUACGACUAACAAGACACCAGGUGUCGGUGCUUACCGUGAUGACCAGGGCAAGCCCUUUGUCCUGCCUUCCGUCCGCGCUGCUGAGCAGAAGGUUAUCGACAGCAAGAUGAACAAGGAGUACGCUGGAAUCACUGGUGUCCCCGAGUUCCCUGCUCUCGCUGCCAAGCUCGCCUACGGCGCAAACUCCCCUGUCCUUGACCGUCUCGUCAUCACCCAGACUCUCUCCGGUACUGGUGCUCUGCGCGUCGGCGCCGCCUUCCUCCAGAAGUUCUUCAACGGCGACAAGAAGAUCUACAUCCCCACCCCUUCGUGGGCCAACCACAAGGCCGUCUUCACCCAGGCUGGUCUCGAGGUUGAGCAGUACCGCUACUACAACAAGGACACCAUUGGCCUUGACUUUGAGGGCAUGGUUGCCGACAUCAAAGCCGCCCCUAAGGGCAGCAUCUUCCUCUUCCACGCCUGCGCCCACAACCCCACUGGUGUCGACCCCUCCGAGGCUCAGUGGCGCGAGAUUGCCCAGGUCGUCAAGGCUCAGGGCCACUUCGCCUUCUUCGACAUGGCCUACCAGGGCUUCGCCAGUGGCAGCACCGACAAGGAUGCCUUUGCCGUCCGCCACUUCGUUGAGCAGGGCCAGCAGAUUGCCCUCUGCCAGUCGUUCGCCAAGAACAUGGGUCUCUACGGCGAGCGUGUUGGUGCCUUCUCCCUUGUCUGUGCCGACAAGGACGAGUGCAAGCGCGUCGACUCUCAGCUCAAGAUCCUCAUCCGCCCCAUGUACUCCAACCCUCCCAUCCACGGUGCCCGCAUUGCCAGCGCCGUCCUCAGCGACCCCAAGCUCAACGAGCAGUGGCUCGGCGAGGUCAAGGACAUGGCCGACCGCAUCAUCAAGAUGCGCGCUCUCCUCAAGUCUAACCUUGAGAAGCUCGGCUCCAAGCACAACUGGGACCACAUCACCAACCAGAUCGGCAUGUUCGCCUACACCGGCCUAACCCCCGAGGAGAUGGACAAGCUCGCCAAGGAGCACUCUGUCUACGCUACCCGCGACGGCCGCAUCUCUGUCGCUGGUAUCACCUCCGACAAUGUCGGCCGUCUCGCCGAGGCCAUCUUCAAGGUUAAGGGUUAAAUCAAAUCAGCCCAUAUGUCCCUGUUGAGCGACUGCCCCUGGCGCCACAUGCUGUAUAGUCAAGACGAAACAAAAAGAGACGAAGCUAGGCUAGAUCUGCGUUGUUGCAUCACGCCAGCCAUGUAAUUUUAUGGUAGAGAAGAAAACAAAACUGACCAUGGUGGAAGUUUGUCUUCCACCACGGGAAUCUAGAGCAUUUAAUAAC